UGUCUGCCUCUGCAGAUCACUGUAACACUAAACAGAAUAAUCGAUGGAGACGGAAGAUCAGAGCAAGUGAGUACCUCCGAUUGUUAUUUCAUCCGUCUGGGCUUUGCUCCUCCCGUUUUUCAUUUAACUUCACUGUUUUUUCACUGUGUCUUUGUUGAGGUUUGAUUGAGAACUGAAGUCCUGGUCUGUCUCUGUUAUUCUUUCUGUAAUUUGGUGUUUUGCAAUAAUAGUUGGGAUUUCUUGUCAUUUUUGAUCAAACCUUUUUUAUAUUCAUUCAUGAGGCGAGAGUAUAUGAACACUGUUGUAAUGCAGCACGUACAACGCUAGAGGCCAGUGUUGUCCUUACAGCAGUCAUUGCCAAAAGUUCUGUUUUUCUUCUUUUUCAUCAGGCUUGUUCAUCAUUUGCUCUAUAGCCUCAUCCACCCCCCCCAAAACAAAUGUUGCAGCUCUAGAUCACUUGUUCUGUCUAGUACCACAACAUCACCACUGUGAUGUACGGUCAAUGCUUCACAGUGGUUGUAGUUUAUUGGAUACACUGCGACUUUAUACAAAUCUGAAGUUUUAAAGGCAGGGUUGGUAAUCUUCUUCAGAAACAUUUUUUGAUACUUUUGUUGCAAUUCUGAUUACAUCCUGACAGAAACCAAUGAAUCAAAUGCUCUGCCAAAAAACAAGAAGAAAAGAAAUCAGGUGGCUGUAGCAGGAAAAGUGAUGAGAUCGUUCUAACUGCGCGUCCACCUGCAUGUAAUCGGCCCGUGCACUCAUCGCAGUCUCCCACAUGCUGCUAGCUCGAAAGCUGCAGGCGUUAACUGCAGCCAUGUUGUUCGUUUACGUUCGUAAUGAGAAUUUUGGGGGAGUGGCUCAGGAAGGAGGCCUGAAGGGACUGUCGGUGUUGACUUGGCGACUUUCUUGCUAAAUUUUGCCACUUUUGGAGCUAGCGCUGCUAGCAAAGAGUUACCACCACUCGGCUGGGUAUUAAGGUUGGAUCAUUUUAUAAACUCUUGCUGGUUUCUCAAGAUUACUGACCCUGCCUUUAAUACUUUUCUGUUUCACAUUUAUUUUACCCUUUAAUUGUGUUCUAUGAAGAAUCUAUUACUACAUGUGUAACCUACGCUGGUGUUACCGUAUAAUAGAUCCUUUUUUUCAACGCAGAAAUUCGACGUCAUCGUUCAUUGUUAUUAUUUACAUCUGGCUAAAUGACACAAAAAUCUCCAAAGCAAAAAUGUGCAGUAUUUAUUAUUCGGCUGACACGUUUGUUGAAAGCGACGUGCAAUGAGCAUGUUCAACCCCGUUGGGACGACGGCAAGAUAAAUGUCCGACCAUCUCAAAACAACGAAGCGAGUUCUUUUCUUUCCCCUCGCACAGCACUCCCUCUGAUCUUCAUCAAGCACUUCCAGAGAAGCUGGCCUCAGGACAAGGAGGGACCGGAGACCGUCCCCGAAGCGGACUCCGACUUCGAGGAGGUCACUUCAAUAGAGAAACAAACUUACUCCGAGGUCAGUUCAGUGACAUCUGCAGAUACCCAGAAUCCCUUAGAGGGAAGUGAGAAGAGUGAAGAGCACUUGGCGAAGACGGCCUGCAACUCGUCCAGCCCAAAGAAGCGCUUGACGCUAUCUCCCUCUGAGAAAGAGAAGCUCCUGAACUGGGACAUGCUGGUCACACCGGAGGAAGCGCCGAUUAACACCCAAAACGAACAAAAAUUUCAGGUACAAGCAGAGGCAGCAGUAGAUAAGUUUCAGACGGACUCGGGCCAGAGCGGGGAACCGUCCCAGAGCCAAACCUCCGCCUCGUCCCCCUCAGCCCUCCAGCUCAUAGCGGACGCCUUCAGGAGGACUUUUAGUGUGACCAAUCUCUCCAGCAGGUCCAACGCUGCAGUCCCAAUAAGGGCCAAACGUGACAGCCCCCAUAAACAGAGGCCCAUGUCAGAGGGAGCGUUGAACUUCAGCGCCGCGGGUCCAGAGCCACCCGGAGAUGAGAGGGCCGGCAAGUACAAAGCCCGCUGGGCGUCUAUAGGGGCCAAUGCGUGGGGGGCCGAGCAGGACCUGCCCUCUCUGUUGCAGCAGGUGUCCCUGAAGGGCCGCGGAGACUCCGGAGGGAGGUUCUCUGACGACAUGGCCUCGCUUCGCGGCAGGAGGGUCAACCUGUUCUCGUCCCUGAGACUGAGGAAGAGGAAGGAGUCGGAGGGUGAGGGGCGGGACCAGGAGGCGCAAAAGGAUAUCAGGGCGAUACUCGCCAACCUCCGAAACAAAGCCUCCAGACUACAGAAUCUUGAAGAGCCCACCUCUAGUGAUGAUGAAAACCCGGCAUCCAAUCAGAAGCUGUGUCCAGAAAGACAGAGGAGGAGGCAGGAGAAGACGGUGGCCCAGCAGGCUAAAAGAGAACAGCUGAAGAGGCUCCACAGAGCUCAGGCCAUCCAGAGACAACUGGAGGAGGUCGCAGAGAAACAAAGGGAUCUGGAGGAGAGAGGAGUGGCCAUAGAGAAGAUCAUAAGAGGAGAAACUGAAUCAUCUCAAACGGACGACAGUGAUGAGGCCCAGCUCUAUCAGUCCUGGUUCAGACUCGUCCUGGAGAAGAACAGACUGGCGCGCUACGAGUCUGAGCUCAUGAUCUUUGCCCAGGAGCUUGAACUGGAGGACACACAGAGCCGACUGCAGCGAGAUCUACGACACAGGAUGGCAACAGAAGACACAAAGAAGAGCGCCUUCGAGCUGCAGGAGGAGCAGGUGAUCCUGUCGGAGAUCAUGAGGACGGUGGAGAGACGCGACGCGCUGGUGUCCGUGCUGGAGGUGCAGAGGCUGAAGGAGAGGGCCGAGGACCGGGACCUGGAGAGCCUCGUGCUGUCCAGGGGCUACGAGUUCCACUGGGCCACGGUGGAUGACGACUGGGGGCGGGAAAAGUCGGAGUGAAGGUUGAACGCUGAGCGGUAAACGGGUAGAAAAGUAGCACAAGGCUCUACGUAACGCUAUUUUUUACAGAAACAGUGGAAUCAAACCAUACUGGCUAGAUCUAGAUAAUGGGGCAAGGAUCGAAAUGUCAUGGAAGUCUAGGGGUUUGUUCACCCUAAAGAGGACAGCAGGGCUUUCAUCUAGUCUCACUGUGUGCCGUUAUGCUGAGGUCAGAGACAAAUGGAAGGAAGAAUGGAAAAGGAGCGGCUAAUGACAUCUCUGCCAUUAAGGUCAUUUGACCUCUGUGCUCAGAAGUGCUUCUGAUGAUGUGAUUACCUUGUAACGUUUUCUGCCUCGUAAACCAAACUGACUGCCUGUGUGGUUGCCCGCCUUAAGAACGCCUUUGGAACGCCGUAUAGCCUCACUGGAUAGCACGUGGAACGACUCGACACUUUCCCUAAAGUUUGCACAACGUGGUUUGUUUGAAACUUAUGUCAUAAAAUACAGAAUUUUUUGCUUUAUGUCAUGCACUGUUUGUCACUUUGUAGCUGUGUGUGUGUGUGUGUGUGUGUGUGUGUGUGUGUGUGUGUGUGUGUGUGUGUGUGUGUGUGUG
Messenger RNA from Anarrhichthys ocellatus (wolf-eel), 3495 nucleotides. RefSeq names its product protein-methionine sulfoxide oxidase mical2b-like. The transcript has 10 exons. NCBI's taxonomy places the organism in Eukaryota, Metazoa, Chordata, Actinopteri, Perciformes, Anarhichadidae. Bases 1194 to 2903 code for a protein of 569 amino acids. The record is from RefSeq and is a predicted model, not a curated record.